ACCCCUGUCUGAGUCUUCAUCAAAUCAAAAUACAUUUGUUAUUCCAAAGAACAUAUCUGAGCUUUGCUAUCCCAAAGAUCUUAGCUAAGAAAACAUGGUGGCUGUGAAUGACAUCCGCAAGGUUCAACAAAGGGCAGAAGGCCCAGCAACUGUGUUGGCAAUUGGCACAGCAAAUCCACCAAAUUGUGUUGAUCAGAGUACAUAUGCAGAUUAUUAUUUCAGAGUAACCAAUAGCGAACACAUGACCGAUCUAAAGAAAAAAUUCCAACGUAUUUGUGAGAGGACAAUGAUCAAUAUGGAUAGUCUUGUAGGGCAAGCAUUGUUUGCAGAUGGAGCUGCUGCAAUUAUCAUUGGUUCUGAUCCUGUGCCAAAGGUUGAGAAGCCUAUCUUUGAGCUUGUUUCGACUGAUCAAAAACUUGUCCCUGGCAGCCAUGGAGCCAUCGGUGGUCUCCUUCGUGAAGUUGGGCUUACAUUCUAUCUUAACAAGAGUGUCCCUGAUAUUAUUUCGCAGAACAUCAACGAAGCACUCAGUAAAGCUUUUGAUCCGUUGGGUAUAUCUGAUUAUAACUCAAUAUUUUGGAUUGCACACCCUGGUGGACGUGCAAUUCUGGACCAGGUUGAACAAAAAGUGAAUUUGAAGCCAGAGAAGAUGAAAGCCACUAGAGAUGUGCUUAGCAAUUACGGUAACAUGUCAAGUGCAUGUGUGUUCUUCAUUAUGGAUUUGAUGAGGAAGAAGUCCCUUGAAAGAGGGCUUAAAACCACCGGAGAAGGACUUGAUUGGGGUGUGCUUUUUGGGUUUGGCCCUGGUCUUACUAUUGAAACCGUUGUUCUUCGCAGUGUGGCCAUAUGAUGCGUCUAGUUAUAUGUCUCUGCAUAUAUAUGACUGUUAUUUUUUAAUAAUUUUCUUUUACUCCAAAUAUGGUCUUGAUUGGCCCAUAUAGAAUAUUAGAUGAGUGAAAACUUAGACAAAAAUAUCUAAAGUUAAUUCUUUAUGCGAAGAUUCAAUAUCAAAAUUUGUAACUUUUGGUAAAAAAUAUAUCAUUGUUUUCAAUUGAGGA
This is a messenger RNA of Arachis ipaensis, 1058 nucleotides long. Its product is annotated as stilbene synthase 3-like. Gene Ontology annotation, molecular function: acyltransferase activity, transferring groups other than amino-acyl groups. The record is from RefSeq and is a predicted model, not a curated record. Gene Ontology annotation, biological process: polyketide biosynthetic process. NCBI's taxonomy places the organism in Eukaryota, Viridiplantae, Streptophyta, Magnoliopsida, Fabales, Fabaceae.